Pochonia chlamydosporia 170 is the source of this 3165-nucleotide messenger RNA. RefSeq names its product eukaryotic translation initiation factor 3 subunit EifCa. The coding region runs from base 1 to 3165 and encodes 1054 amino acids. Gene Ontology annotation, molecular function: mRNA binding; translation initiation factor activity. The record is from RefSeq and is a predicted model, not a curated record. Gene Ontology annotation, cellular component: multi-eIF complex; eukaryotic translation initiation factor 3 complex, eIF3m; eukaryotic translation initiation factor 3 complex, eIF3e. Gene Ontology annotation, biological process: formation of cytoplasmic translation initiation complex; translation reinitiation. Lineage: Eukaryota; Fungi; Ascomycota; Sordariomycetes; Hypocreales; Clavicipitaceae. The transcript is spliced from 3 exons.
AUGCCGCCUCCGCCGCACCAAAAACCCGAAAAUGUGCUCAAGCGCGCUCAUGAGCUCAUCGGCGUCAACCAGGCCUCCGCCGCCCUGAACCUGCUGCACGAACACGUCACCAGCAAGCGCUCUCGAAAUGUUCCCAUCGUGUCGCUGGAGCCUGUGAUGCUCCUUCUGGUGGAGUUGUCCGUUGAGCAGAAGAAGGGCAAACUGGCCAAAGAUGCCCUUUAUCAGUAUAAGAAUAUUUCACAGAACACCAAUAUUGGAACUAUUGAGCUAGUUUUAAAGAAGUUUAUCGAGUUGGCCGUCGAAAAGGUCACUGCUGCCCAGCAAAAGGCCGACGAAGUUCAGUCCAGCAUUGACGCUACCGCCACUACCAAUGUCGACGACUUGGAAGCCACCGAGACCCCUGAGUCCAUCCUCCUUGCCACCGUUUCUGGCGAGCAGUCCCGCGACCGUACUGAUCGUGCCAUUGUUACACCUUGGCUCAAGUUCCUCUGGGAGGCCUACCGAACCGUUCUCGAUAUCCUCCGCAACAAUGCUCGCCUCGAGGUUCUUUAUCAGAGCACUGCCAUGCAGGCUUUCGACUUCUGCCUCAAGUACACCCGAAAGACCGAGUUCCGCCGCCUCUGCGAGUUGCUGCGAAACCACGUCCAAACCGCCGCCAAGUACUCCUCGCAGAUGCACGCCAUCAACUUGAGCGACCCCGAUACUCUCCAGCGACACCUUGAGACCCGUUUCCAGCAGCUCAAUGUCGCAGUGGAACUUGAGCUCUGGCAGGAGGCUUUCCGCAGCGUUGAGGACAUCCACACCCUGCUCAGCUUGUCCAAGCGCCCUCCCAAGAACGUUAUGAUGGCCAACUACUAUGAGAAGCUCACUAGAAUUUUUUUGGUCGGAGAAAACUACCUGUUCCACGCUGCUGCUUGGUCCAGAUACUACAGCCUCCUCCGACAGUCUUCAGUUCUUGUUGCCAGCGGUCAGGGCAAGAAGGCUGACAACCCUCCUGCUUCGGAUGCCGAUCUCCAAAAGGCGGCUUCCUUCGUGCUUUUGUCCGCCUUGGCAAUUCCUGUCAUCAGCACCUCUCGAUCUCGUGGUGCCAUGGUCGAUUUUGACGAGGCUAGAAAGAACAAGAACUCUCGUCUCACCCACUUGCUGGGCAUGACACAAGCUCCCACUCGAAGCAGACUCUUCCGCGAUGCUCUAUCCAAGUCUCUUCUCCAGCGUGCUCGCCCUGAGAUCCGAGAUUUGUUCAACAUUCUAGAAGUCGACUUCCAUCCUCUGUCAAUUUGCCAGAAGAUUUCUCCCAUUUUGACCAAGAUUGGAGAGGAUGCUGAGAUGGAGCGAUACAUCAUCCCUCUCCAGCAGGUCAUCCUUACUCGACUUUUCCAGCAGCUGUCCCAGGUUUACGAGACUGUUGAUCUGUCCUUUGUUGAGACCCUUGCCCAGUUCCCUGAGCCUUACCAGGUGACUCGUGGCACCAUUGAAAAGUUCAUCAUGAACGGCAACAAGAAGGGCGACCUCGCCAUCCGUAUGGACCAUGCCACAGGUGUCCUCAGCUUUGAUAAUGAUGUCUUCUCUUCAGCCAAGGCUGGCUCGGCCGGAUCCGCCGAGUCUGAAACUGGCACCGUCCAGCGCCUCCAGAGCACUCCUUCUGAUAUUGUUCGCUCACAACUGACCCGACUUGCUCGCUCGCUGUAUACCACUUGCCACUACGUUGAUCCCAACUUCAACAAGGAGCGCGUGGCUGCUAGACAAGCUGCUCUGCAGCGAGCCAAGGCCGGUGCUGAGCAAGAACGUCAAGAUAUUCUUGCCCGCAAGGAGAUUAUCCAGAAACGCAAGGAGGAAGCAUCCGAGCUUCAGGCUCGCCGAGAAAAGGAAAAUGCCCGACAGAAGCGUCUCCGUGAGCAGGCUCUUCAGGAGGCUGAAGACAAGAGGCUGGCUGAUGAGCAAAAGGAACGUGAAGCCAAGCGUCUCCAGGCUGAGCGUGACCGAGUUCGUAAGGACGAGCUCAAGAAGCAAAUUGCCGAGCUCAACAUGGCUGACAAGGUUCUGGACAUUGAUCUGGAUGAUUUGGAUAACCUUGAUACCAACCGCCUCCGUGCCAUGAAGCUUGCUCAGCUAGAGCGUGAGAAGAACGAUGUCAAUGAGAAACUACGCAUCACUGGCAAGCGAUUCGACCACUUGGAGCGUGCCCUACGCCAGGAGGAAGCCAAGAAACUUGGUGAAGACUUUGCCAAACAAAUUGAAGUCGACCGUGCCAUCUAUGAAAAGGUCAAGGUCAAGACCCUCAAGGAGGCCGAGGAGAAACACAAGGAGAGUGUCGAGCUCAAGCACCGUCUGACCCGUCUAGUUUCCAUCUACGAGGAUUUCAGAAGCUCUUUGCACGAGAGGCGCCGUGAUGAGUUCGAGAAGCGCCGCAGAGAUGCUGAGCGCGAGCUGGAGAAGCAGAUUGCCGCCCGCAAGAAGGAGUUCCGCGACCGCAAGCUGCGGGAGAAGAGAGAGCGCGAGGAGAAGGAGCGUGAGCUGCAAGAAGCCGAGGAGCGUGCAGCCCGCGAGAAGGAGGAACAGCGCCAGCGUGACGAAGCCAGAAAGGCCGAGCUCGCCAAGCUCAAGGAACAGAGAGACAAGGAGCGUCAAGAGAUGCUGGAGAAGGCUGCCCUCCAGCAGCGUCGCGAAGAGGAAGCCCUGGCUCGCCGCAAGGCCGAGAAGGGAGCAGUAGCCGCCGCGCCCACCAGAACAGAAACUCCUGAAGGCCGAAGACCUCCUGUCAUUGGAGGUGGCAGCUGGCGAGAGCGAGAGGCAUCCAAGAAUGCCGCUGCGGCCGCAUCUGCCAGCUCUGAGUCUCGCACUGGUCCUCCCAUGGAGCGCACCGACUCCAGCGACCGCCCUGCCUCCGGCGGUCCGCCCCGUCUGCAACUCGCCGGCUCCGGCAACAAGCCCAGCUGGCGUGAACGCGAAGCUGCCAAGGGCCCUGGCUCAUCAUCAGACAAUGCUCCUCCUCCCGCUGCCUCGAGAGGAUUCGGCGGUCCCCGCGGUGGUGCCACGAUGGACCGUGGCGGCUCAAACCGUGGUGAGAAUGGCCGAACGUCUUCACCUGCUCCUCCUCCGACCGAGUCUCUGCCUUCUCGCACUGCGGGCAAGUGGGUUCCUCCUCACCUGAGGAACAAGGCUUAA